CAGGAGGUCACGUGAUAGCGGGCAACCACAGCCGGGAGGAGACUGAGCUGCGCAUCUGAGCAAGCAGACCAGUCCCCAGCUGAGCAUGACAAAAAGACCUGUUUGACCUGGUUUCAGUUGGGAAGAAGAAGGGGGGACUUGGAGUUGUUUUUGAUCAGGACUCCUGGGAGUCCCUGGGGAAGACAGCGGCACUUUGCUUUGGUUUAGAGAUAAGCUACAGAGAGAACAAUGAGGCUCCCCGCACUGCGCCUCUUUCUGGGGCUGAUGAUCUGGACUUUGCUCCUGAAUUCGUCGCUGUUCGGAUCCUGUCAUCCAACGCAGAAUCAAGCUCGGACCACGACCGCGUUGAAAGAGCAGUUCAACAGUUUUGGAGUCGGCUUCAACUGGAGAAACCUCACCUGUCCUGUUUGUAAAGCGCUCUUCACCAUUCUUGAUAUCGCCCUUCUGAGCAGCGUAAACGAAGAGCGGGUGGCACAUGCAGUCAGCGAGGCGUGCAUUCGUCUGCAUCUGGCUGAUGAGCAGGUGUGUCGGAACAUAACGGAGCUCUUUAGAGAUGACUUCAUCAGCGCCCUGCAGCGGUCUUUGCUAUGGCCCACCGAAGCAUGUGCAGUGUUGGUGGGUCCUUCUUGUGGCACAUUUGACAUUUACGCUCCCUGGAACAUCACUUUGCCAAAGGUUCCCAAGCCUCCCGUUACACCGCCCUCGCCUCCAAAACCUGGCUCUCCACAGAGCAGGGUGCUGUUUCUUACAGACAUCCACUGGGACAAGGAGUAUACAAACGGCAGCGCUGCCGACUGCAAGCAGCCUCUUUGCUGUCGCCAAGACUCGGGCGUUCCCAAAUGGAGGCGGAGAGAGGCUGGAUACUGGGGGACCUACAGCAAGUGUGACCUGCCUCUGCGCACGAUCGAGAACCUUCUCGAAAAUGCUGCCAAAGCUGGACCUUGGGACUGGGUCUACUGGACUGGAGACAUACCAGCACACAACGUUUGGUCUCAGACCAGAAACCAGCAGCUGACAGAGCUCACAGUCAUCUCCAGGCUCAUCCACAAGUACCUGGGAGGCAAUGUAACAGUCUACCCUGCAAUAGGAAACCAUGAGAGUACACCAGUGAACAGCUUCCCUCCUCCUUUCGUUCAUGGCAACAGAUCCUCUGCCUGGCUCUAUGAUAAAAUGGCCAAAGAAUGGGCGCUAUGGUUGCCGGAGCAGGCUUUGAAGACUUUAAGAUACGGAGGCUUCUAUACAGUGGAGAUUCAGCCUGGGCUGAGAGUGGUCUCCCUCAACAUGAACUUCUGCGCCCGAGAAAACUUCUGGCUGAUGGUGAACUCAACUGACCCUGCUAACCAGCUGCAGUGGCUGGUUCAUGUUCUUCAGGCCAGUGAGGACAGGGGUGAGAAGGUACAUAUCAUUGGUCAUAUCCCACCUGGCCUGUGUCUAGGUAGCUGGAGCUGGAACUACUAUCACAUUAUCAACAGAUAUGAAAGUACUGUUACCGGGCAGUUUUUCGGCCAUACCCAUCUGGAUGAGUUUCAGAUGUUUUAUGAUGAAGAAACCAGGACUCGGCCAUUAGGAGUGGCUUUCAUUGCCCCCAGUGUCACCACUUAUGUUAAUCUUAAUCCAGGUUACCGCAUCUACUAUGUCGAUGGAAAUUACAAAAACAGCACUCGGCUCGUCCUUGACCACGAAACCUACAUCCUUAACCUCACAGAGGCAAACCACAAUCUAGAGUCACCAGGUAAUCCAGAGCAGAACCCUAAAUGGAGCCUCCUGUACCGGGCCACUGAAGCUUACGGUCUUUCCAGUCUGUUCCCAUCUGAUUACGACAAACUGUUGGGAAUCUUUAUCAGCGAUGACCGCACCUUCCAGAAGUUUUGGUACCUCAGACAUAAAGGACAUGUGUCGGAGUCCUGCAGAGAGGCAUGCAAAACCACAAUGCUCUGCUUUUUGCGAAGUGGACGCUCCAAUGAGCUGGACCUUUGUGACCAUCUCAAUGGUUUUGCUGGAAACUUGGCUCGGGCUGCAAGAAAAACCCUUUGCUGAUAUGAUUAAGGUUGGACUGAAAGACUUGGUAAGGAUGGAAUGGCAAAAUGACCAAACAUGAGCCAAAAAUAAAGUCUUUUUUGCAAGAUGAUCCAAAACAUAGUAAUGGCUUUGCCUAACUUUUCAAAUAUGUGCAAUUGUUUAUGAAGUCCUAUUUGAGUCCACAGAGCUUCUGAGUUUAAUUUCCCCCCCCCCCCCAACUUUAUUUUGGGCAGCAGGUCUUGGAUUUACUAAAUGUUAUGCAAAGUCUGCAUAAAAACGCUCUGAAACAUUUUAUGUUUACUUGAAAUGCACAGAAUAGUAGGCAUUACUGUACUGCAAUCGUUUUAGUUCUAGUUAACUGGGUGCCUUUUCUCAGGGAAUGGGUAAACGCGUCAAUCCUUAGGCGCAUUAUAGCUGCUUAAAUUCUCUCCAAAAUUUUACAUUUCUUGAAAUCUGUCAGUUCACAUUGUGAGACGCAGCUGAUAAAGCUUGCAUACAAAUGGAGGACGGUUCAUUGUAGCAGUAUUAGCAUUUCCUAAGAUUCAAUGAUUGUAAAAUGAUUUUAACCUGGAACUGUCAAAUUCGGAGUAAAUGUUUUAUUAUUACCAUUGUGUUUUAAAAUGCCAUCCAUAAUUUUAACCAUAAUAUUCCAUUGAGAGAUUUACUUUUGUUUGCACUUUGACUAUAUGCAAUAGCAAUUCUAAUAAACAAAUGUAGACAUAACUAGUAAUAGUGAUGCAAUUUGUAAAACAUGCCAUAAAUUGAGUGAAUGCAUGGCUGUAAAAAUAAAUACGUUUUGGUCUA
This is a messenger RNA of Girardinichthys multiradiatus, 2823 nucleotides long. It is a transcript of the gene smpd1, whose product is annotated as sphingomyelin phosphodiesterase 1. The record is from RefSeq and is a predicted model, not a curated record. Lineage: Eukaryota; Metazoa; Chordata; Actinopteri; Cyprinodontiformes; Goodeidae. The transcript has 9 exons. Gene Ontology annotation, molecular function: acid sphingomyelin phosphodiesterase activity. Gene Ontology annotation, cellular component: lysosome. Bases 229 to 2037 code for a protein of 602 amino acids. Gene Ontology annotation, biological process: ceramide biosynthetic process; sphingomyelin catabolic process.